Molecule: messenger RNA, 7419 nt
Organism: Portunus trituberculatus (swimming crab)
Lineage: Eukaryota; Metazoa; Arthropoda; Malacostraca; Decapoda; Portunidae
Gene: retm
Product: SEC14-like protein 1
Exons: 20
Coding region: 205-2592 (795 amino acids)
Cellular component (GO): cytoplasm
Source: RefSeq, a predicted model, not a curated record
CAGUGCUCUUGAUAUUUCCCUCUUGCUAGUGACUCGUAUUCGCCGUUAUAUUUAUUUCAAGUCAUUCACCAUGGUGCAGAGCUACCAGUCGCCCGUCCGGGUGUACAAGUACCCCUUCGAGAUGGUCAUGGAGGUGUGUGUGGCCGCCAGGUGCUCGUCUGCCUCGGAUUUCAGGCGUGCCGGGGACUGGGAGUGACAGGAAGGAUGUUUGAUGUGGAAUUAUCUGGUGUAGAAAUAGCGUACGUGAGGCGCUUCCCGAAGUGCGACAUGAUCCCCAUAAUGGCUGGCACUGACAUCCUGAAGGAGACCACCUCCAAGGACGGGGCUGUCAACCAGAUAUCCCGCCGCUGCAGGUUACACGUGGAGGCCCCCUACCUGUUGAAAAAGAUCAUGGGGGUGGAGUUCAUUCACUUCAUCCAGACCAACACCUUAGACAGACGCAACAGAACGCUCAAGAUCGACGCCUACAACGAGAGCUUCUCCUCCAGGGUGGUGAUCAAGGAGCACUGCACCUACUCGGUCCAUCCAGAGAACAGUGAAUGGACAUGCUUUGAGCAGACUGCAAGUCUUGACAUCAAAUCUUUCUUUGGGUUUGAGAGCACAGUGGAGAAGAUCGCCAUGAAGCAAUACUCUCAGAACAUCUCAAAGGGUAAAGAAAUAAUUGAACACUUCAUAACGGAGCUGAAGAAGGAAGGAGUAACACACAUCCCAAGGUGGGUGGAGCCACAGCCAGAGCAGACCGAGGAUGAGGAGAACAACAAGGUGGAAAGUGAAGUAGAGAGCAGCUCUGAGGAGACUGAAAAGCGUGACCGCACCAGCAGUACACCAUCCACAGGAUCCCGGGAACUCCAGCUUGGGGCAUCUGCCACCAACAUUCUCAGCAUGGAUGCUGUCACCCUCAAUGAUGGUGGUGAUAUGUUGGCCAACAACAAUGAGUACAAUAAGAGGUGUCACGAUAGCCUGGUGGCCGAGGAGGUGGAUAAUGGCCGCGUUGACAGGGAAAACAACAAGUUGGAUGCUGACUAUAUUAAGAGAUGUUUAGGAGACUUGACACCAUUGCAAGAAUCUAGAUUAAUACAGCUGAAAAAGUGGGUUGCUGAACUUCAGAAAGGAAAGGUCCCCAGUGACACAUGUUUGCUGAGAUUCCUUCGAGCACGAGACUUCAAUAUUGAGAAGGCACGAGAAAUGCUGAGUCAUUCACUCAUCUGGCGCAAGAAGAACCAGGUGGAUAAGAUGAUGAAUGAAUACCAAGUACCAUCUGUUAUUCAAGACUACUUCCCUGGGGGAUGGCACUACUACGAUAAGGAGUGUCGACCACUGUACUUGUUGCGUCUCGGUCAGAUGGACGUGAAGGGUCUUGUAAAGAGUGUUGGGGAAGAAGGACUCCUGAAGCAUACCCUGCAUAUCUGUGAGGAAGGCCUGCGACUAACAGAGGAAGCAACAUCGACCUAUGGACGCCCCAUCACCACCUGGACACUGCUGGUGGACCUGGAGGGCCUCAACAUGCGCCAUCUGUGGAGGCCGGGCAUCCGCACACUGCUCAAGAUUAUUGAGAUAGUGGAAGCCAACUAUCCUGAGACCAUGAGCUGUGUCCUUAUCAUCCGAGCACCAAGAGUGUUCCCCAUCCUAUGGACGCUUGUCUCCACCUUCAUUGACGAAACCACAAGAUCAAAAUUCUUAUUCUAUGGUGGGAAUGACUACCAAGGGCCUGGUGGCCUAAUAGACUACAUGCCCAAGGAGAAUAUUCCCCACAUCCUUGGAGGAGAGUGUAAGCUGGACACUCAGUCUGUCCUGGGUCCCGUCCCCGAGGCCUUGUAUACUGUCACGCUCCCGCACGAGCUGGAGUGUAGCACUGUGGUGCAUGAGGCCGGUUUGGUGCCAAAGAGCAUGUAUCUGCCGGGAGAAGAGAUGGAUGCAGCCCGCCAGCACCUGCCUAUGUCUGACCAGUCAAUUUAUCGUUCUGUCUCACUGGGAAGGGGUCAGGUACAUGAAAUGGUGCUGCUCAUAGAGGAGGCAGGAUCAGUCAUUUGCUGGGACUUUGAUGUUAUGAAGAAUGAUGUUUCCUUCUCUGUCCUGAGAACCAAAGUGCCCAUCACUCAUCGUCCUGAGCCUCAGUCUCCUACUGGAGCCAUGGGAGUAAUUGAUGCUGUGAUGGGCAGUGAUGAUCUGCAUCGCUCUGUCAUAGAGAAAGGCUGGCGGGAAGGUCAUGAAUAUUUCCGUGUUGAGCCACAGCUGAUCUGCCAUGAUGGAGAAAGCAUCCAGUAUCAUGAGAGAGAUGGCCACGAACCCAGCCGUGUGGACCCGCAUCCUGUCUAUCGUGAAGGAGAGAGCAUCCAGGGUUCCCACGUGACCUCCCACAUGGGUACGUACAUCCUGCAGUGGCGCUAUUAUGAGUCCACACAGCACACUUCUCCCCUGGACAUCAUUGACUCCAUCACCGCUCCCAAGGCCAAGAUCAUGUAUUACUAUGAGACACUCAAGUCUGCUGAUUACAGGGGCUCAAUGACCAGCCUUCAGUCAUGCCAGAGUGGUUUUUCUUCUCUGUCCUCCAACACAAACAAAUCUGCAAAUUCCUCGUGUCCGUCUCGCUGACCUUAACUUCUUGUGGCAAAUUCUUGCCAGAACACAUCAUCCCCACAAACACUCAGAAUUCCUUGAAUUGUUGCUAGAUGAGUAAAUUCCAUGAAAAUAUUGGAAUUAUGCAGGGCACUGUGUUACUUGGUGUCCAGGCAGAUCAGGAAGUUUAGUUGUUAAGUGGCCGUGGUGCCCAGUGCCUGUGGUGUGUGCUGCACCUGUUUACCUGUAGGGACAUGUCCCACUGUUUAAUAUGUAUAUCUAAGUAUUCAAUGGUUGCCUAAAUAAUGUGAUUUUUUUCAUUGUGAAACUUCUGGUGACUUAUAUCCUGAGGAUCUUCAUGGUAUGGUUUCCAUAGAAAUUUGAAUAUUCAUCUUCAAAAUUUAAUUACGAAAUAAGUGAUUCAUUGCACUCUGGUAUAAUGAUUCUCUUGGACAUGGCACUGUUAUUUUAACAAACAUUAAAGUGACGUGUGCUUCUUUUUCCAAAAGCAUCAUUCUAUUAUGUGUGGAUCUUUUUUAUUAUAUAUUUAACAGUGAAAACCAUCCAGAAGCAUUUUCAGACACUGAAUAGACUUAACAGAACUUUUAAAGGAACUCUAAGUCAUUAUUUUGUCAUAUAUAUAUAUAUAUAUAUAUAUAUAUAUAUAUAUAUAUAUAUAUAUAUAUAUAUAUAUAUAUAUAUAUAUAUAUAUAAAAUGGGAAAGAUUUAGUAGUUUUGUUUAUAAAGACUAUAUUAUACAGCAUAUAUAUAUGUAUAUAUAUAUAUAUAUAUAUAUAUAUAUAUAUAUAUAUAUAUAUAUAUAUAUAUAUAUAUAUAUAUAUAUAUAUAUAUAUAUAUAUGGAAAUUUUAGCGUUUAUACUUGAAAAUGGUUGAAGUACCCGUGUAUGAAUCGGGAAAUGUACCGGUGGUUGGCUCUUGGCAAGGGAGUGGGGAUGAGCUAUGGUGCUUUGUACUGUGAAUACAUAUCUUUUAUGCAGCAGCUGCUAUGUGCAUGUUCCCUGGAUCAGGAAUCCUGCACAUUAUGUUCUCAUUUAAAAGAUGAUAUAUAUCCUUCAUAUAAUUUUAGAGAUACAAAGAAUUAUUUAUGAUACUACGUGUUUAGAAAGAUUCCCUCCGUACACCUCUCAGCAUACCUCUACUGAGCUUUUCUGUACAUUUAAAGGUACAAGCAUAAUUUAAUAACUAUGUAUUGUUUCAAUAAUGGCUGAAGACUUGCUUGCUGUAGUCUUUCUGCCUGGUAUUUUGUUCUCUGAGAGCUGAAACUUCUGGCAAUGAUACUUGCUCAAUACGAUGGUACAAUAGAAUUGGAACAAAUAACAGUAGUGGGAAGAGAAAUAGAGAAGACUGUAGGUGACAAUAUAUGUACAUCAAUCUGUAUCAUACACUGAAGGUAAAAUGGAUGUUUGCCUUCUGAUUUACCUCUUACACUAAUGCAACAUCUGUUAUUUUGGCACCUGGAAAUAUCAAACUAAGCUGAUUUGUAUCCAUUUUUGCCUAAAUUGUGUUGAAUAUGUUGAAGAGUCCACAAUCAGAAUGAAGGAGAUAUCCAUGUAUUGUUGGAGGACCCGUUUUGUGAGCCGUGGAAUUUCCACUUAGCUGAGGUGUUGCUGGAGGAACCUCUGAAAGUCUUCCAUGCAGAGCAUGUGACUCACAGCACCAAUGUACUGCUCCAUGCACCCAGAUUUGUACAGGCAUCAAAUGUUAUGCAUCAAUAAAUCAGAGACACUGAAUAUAUAUUUUGAAACUGUUGGUAAUAGUUUAGAGCAUCAUGUAGGAGUCAGAGGUCAUCCCAUUUGUGCAUCUUAGGUAAGCUAUCAUUGUGUGAAUGAAGGUGUGACUGAUGCACAUGUAUGUACAUUAGACAUUGGGCUCUUUGCAACAUAAACUCAAUAUUUUUUUCAUUACUAUAGAACUUAAAUAUUAUACAGUGAUAUCAGAUUAUUUAAAUAAAUUUUACUUUAUAUUUAAGGGACUGCUUAUUUUGCUGACAAAGAUUUUUUGAAAAAAAUACUUUGAGUAUGGAAUUUUGACCAACUUUACUGAAGUAGUAUCAUGAUGGUUGGAAAGUCAUGAAUAUGCUGUGUUCAGUAUCUUAAUCAAAUAAAUAUGUGAGUAAACUUGAUCAAACUGUAUUUCUAGCAUAUGCAAGAUCAUGAUUUUUAUCAUGGCCUUCAUUAAUAAUGAUAUAGAGAAAACAUGACUGUGUUUUAACCUCCCCUGUGACAAGUAGUCCAGCCACACUCCUCUACAGUGCAGGGGAGUGCACUACACUCCUGCCACUUGCUGUCCCAAGCCAGCCUUUGUGCCAUAUUUGAUACUUUUGUUUACACAAAAAAAUAGUCAUUAUAAGUUAAUUUUCAGUUCUAAUUAUGAUGACUUUAGUAAAUCACCUAAAGAAAAUAGCACUUGAUUACAGUCAGUUAGAAGUGCAUAUCCCCAUGUCUAAUGUACAAACUUAGGCAUAUAUCAAAUUAGCACUGUUAAAAUCCAGUGUAGAGCACUGAAGUCCAUUUUGUAUUGUAAUGAUAUGCUUGUGCUGUACUGUAGAGGUAGGGAAUGAUCCACCUGUUAUAAGAUGUUACUUUGUAAGCAGAAACAUAGUCUCCAAUUCCUUUAGACAGAACACAAUGUGAAGGUAUGAAGCACACCUCUAGUGUUCACAAGGAGUGUGUGUCUGUACUUGAUCAUGCUUGUGUUUGACUGAGGAUAGAUAUUUUAUGUGUAAAUGUCUACCUAUUGCUUAUUGAUAGUUGACAUGGAGUCUAGUCCAACCAUACACUAUAUAAGAGUCAAUCUGCAAUAUAUUUAUAUUGUGGCUAAUGGUAAUGUAGGUAAUUUACCAUGCAACAGGGAAUGUUGGAGCAGCAGUCAACCCAAAUUUAAGUUCUGCUCAUAUUUAUGUUGAGAUCAUAAUUAUGAAAAAAAGGGACAUGAGUAUUCCUGUCACACAAGUCUGUAGUAGUGUAAGAAUAUGAUUUGCUUCAUACUACUCAAGUACUUUUAGAAGCUUAAAGAAAACACAGGCUCACAUAAGGGCUUUGUCCUGAGUUUUCUUCAAGAAAACUUCCUAUUUGCUGAUAUCAUGACCAGGUUUUUAUUUUUUCUUCAUCCAACUUGGUCAUGCUAUGAUUGAGUAAGUAUUAUAUACUUCCAGUUAUCACAUACCUCUCCUCAAAUACCAUAUUUUUACAAAUUAUCAUGAGCCGUUGUGUCAAUUGACAAUAUUGAUCUUGAAUGUUUUAAUAUGCUGCUUCUUCCAAUUGUUAACAAUUUUAGCUUUUAGUUAUUGUUUUCUAAAAUCUCUCCUGAUCUAAUCCAUGUGCUGAGUUUGAUGAGGCAUUGCCCAAGUAUUUUUAUUCAUGACGGUAGAAGAUACUGUCUUAUAUGUUGAUGGGCAUUUUGUUUUCAGCCAAUCAGUAUCAUCAUUAUUCAUCAUUGUUUUGAAGGACGGAGUUCCUGUUUAACUGGGCUAACCUCUGUCAUCCUAUAGCAGCCUACCAAGCCACAUGCUUCCAAGCAUAUAUUUUCUAGGUCCUGCAGGCCUUCAUCCCACACCUUUUAGUAUACCCAUGGAUACUUUUACCUUUCACUUCAAAACAUCUGGCAUUUAUCACCAGGUCAUUCUCAUCCAUUCCUUCCAGUCAACUAAGCCAGCAAACUGUCCAUUCAAAUGACCUCACUAAUCCUCUCAGUUGCAUUAAAGUCUUGCUAUAACCAGAAGCAUAUUUAUAUUAUGAUUAUUAAAUAGUUAUUUUCAGAUCACAUUGAAUUUUGAAACAAAGAAUGUGAUGACAGUCUCUGUUUCUUAGUAACAUUUUAUCAUAUUUAUUAUGUAUAUGUAAAAUGACUUUUGUUAGUGUGAAAACAAAGAUGAGCACAGUAAAAAGAUCUUUCAUCCACUGUGGUAGCAGAUGAAAAUCACACUAUCUGUCUUCAUUCCUUGCCAGCAUACAUGUAUGUAGCCUGAGGGACUUUCCCAGAUACAUCCCCUGAUUUGCCGUGGGCAACAAGGAUAUAUAUAUAUAUAUAUAUAUAUAUAUAUAUAUAUAUAUAUAUAUAUAUAUAUAUAUAUAUAUAUAUAUAUAUAUAUAUAUAUAUAUAUAUAUAUAUAUAUAUAUAUAUAUAUAUGUGUAAAUGUUUCUUCUGUUUGCUUCUGUGCUGCUAUGCAAUCAUCUUCUUUCCACAGUAUUUUCUAGUCUGGUACAUAGAAGAUGUGGAAAUGCUUUCCACCAGUUGACAAACACCACUCAAGCAACAUAUCAAGGUGGCUGUAACUUGUUUCCAUUAUUUUGUUUUUUCUUUAAGGAAUACAUUGUGCUGUUUUUAACCAUUUUAGUUUGAAUAAGCAAUAAUGGUAUAAUUUUUGGAUCAGCUAACUAGAGUCAAUAUUGUAUUAUUUUGUGCAAAAUUAUUGUAGACAGAGGCUUUUAGGGAACUCAGAAGAAUCCAGAUAAUGCGUGAUAUAACAACUUGGAUGUUUUGAGUAAUAUAAUUGUAAAUUGUAUUUCUCAAAAGUAUUUUCAUAAAGCAAAUUUUUGAAAAGACAAAGAAAAGAAGGAAACUGUUUUCUGAACUCCUCACUUGUAAGAAAAAGACAUAUAUUGUUGAGCCAAGUUAGUACAAGUUAUUAACACAUAAGUACACAGAAGAGUUUCCAAAAUAUCUGUUUUUGUGGUGUGGGAUCAUGUUAUACUGAUGUUUUGACUGAGGUAGGUGAGGACAGUGUGACCAUUGACUGUAAUACAAGUUGUGAGUGAUGUGAAUGUAGCAUAUUGUUCAUUUGGUUUAAUCUUUGUUUUAUUUGUUACUGUAUAAAAGCUGCAAAUAUAUAUUACCAAGUGA